AACCAAAGAUUACAACACGCAACUGCCAAUCCGACACCCAAGCCACCAAGAACGCAACCAUGGACAACAGCACCGUUGAAACCGUCGACUUCACAUCAAUGGAUGAGGCAAGCUCCUCAUCAUCACUGGACGACAAUUUUGUUCUGAACGGCCCAACCAAUGCCUUGAUAGCUUUUGGGUCUCUUGUACUGUUAGCGAUUGUUGCAACAAUAAUCUGCCAAUGUAACGAAAAGCGUCAAGUUGCCGCAGACUUAACUAAGCAGCAGGAAACAAAAGAAACAAAGACAAGUACACCUGAGAUGGAUGCAAAGAUUGACAUGGAUGCAAGAAAACGCAUGUCAGUAGGGUUGCCAAGAUGCGUAGAGUGCCCAGAUGAAGAGCAGGCCAUUAGCAAAAUGUCUUUCAAGUUGGAUCCAUGUGAUAAGCAAUCGCCAGAUCAUGACAAGCCAAAGCGAUCAGGCAAGAAGUCAAGGCAAUCAGCGAAGACACCGCUGGCCCAAUCGUAGUUUGCUGUACGGUACCGGUACGAUGCCCAGUGUUGAAGCCUCCAUGCCGGUACACUAUGUAUAACUAUGUAUACAUAUCCGUGACGGUUCAGAUGCGAGAAGGCAUCCAUAGAGUUGAGGAAGAACAAUCUUGCUAGUUCAAGCAAGUUCAUCUGCCGAGGGUUUGAGCUCGUACGGUACCGAUAACCAUGACCUCCUCCCUAGAAGACUACUUUUUAAACGCACCUCUAUUUUGGACUAUGCAGGCUCAACAAGAUACGUAGGCGGGCAAAGAUCGGUCUCUUU
Molecule: messenger RNA, 791 nt
Organism: Seminavis robusta
Lineage: Eukaryota; Bacillariophyta; Bacillariophyceae; Naviculales; Naviculaceae
Source: the annotation of a GenBank genome assembly